Messenger RNA from Parasteatoda tepidariorum (common house spider), 1633 nucleotides. RefSeq names its product pre-mRNA processing factor 19 (gene Prp19). Gene Ontology annotation, biological process: mRNA splicing, via spliceosome; protein ubiquitination; DNA repair. Gene Ontology annotation, cellular component: U2-type catalytic step 1 spliceosome; cytoplasm; Prp19 complex. Gene Ontology annotation, molecular function: protein binding; ubiquitin protein ligase activity. Lineage: Eukaryota; Metazoa; Arthropoda; Arachnida; Araneae; Theridiidae. The record is from RefSeq and is a predicted model, not a curated record.
UAUAUGAAGUAAACUGAAGAAAUUUUGCCGGUUGUGUGUUUACAUCUGCCUUUUUAUAUUUCAGGUGGUUUUGAUUAUAAAAAAAUAAAAUAUUUAAUUUUGUUUUUAGAAAGAGUAAAGGACAUAAGCUGAUUGAUUUUCUGAUUCUUCUGUUCUGAAAAUAAGGAUGUCUCUCACAUGUGCUUUAAGUAAUGAAGUUCCUGAACAGCCUGUUGUGUCUCCUGUUUCUGGUAAUAUAUUUGAGAAGAGGCUUAUUGUUAAAUAUAUUCUAGAGAAUGGAACAGAUCCUAUUAAUGGAAAAGAAUUGACAGAAGAUAGUCUUGUUGAAAUUAAAACCCCACCUGCUGUAAAACCUCGACCACCCUCAGCUACUAGUAUACCAGCUAUUCUUAAGACUCUUCAAGAUGAAUGGGAUGCUGUCAUGCUUCAUAGUUUUACAUUGCGACAACAGCUACAAACUGCUCGACAAGAAUUAUCUCAUGCUCUGUAUCAACAUGAUGCUGCCUGUCGUGUAAUUGCCCGUCUAACUAAGGAAGUAACAGCUGCUAGAGAAGCUUUGGCAACUCUUAAACCUCAAGCUGGUAUUGCAGCUGCUCCAGUGGGUGCACAACAGCCGCAAUAUGGUGUGGAAGCAGCUGGUAUUGCUGAUCAACCAAUGGAAGAGGCUGGAAUGACACCAGAAGUUAUUCAAAAACUUCAAGACAAAGCCACACUAUUAACUACUGAAAGAAAGAAGCGCGGUAAAUCUGUUCCUGAAGAUCUUGUGAAGCCAGAACAAAUUCGCCAAUUUCAGACUCUUGCCUCUCACCCAGGCCUUCACAGUGCUAGUGUUCCAGGUAUCUUGGCUAUGGAUGUUUGCCCCACAGACACAAGCAAGAUAUUGACUGGUGGUAAUGAUAAGAAUGCAGCUAUCUUUAAUAAAGAUACUGAACAAGUGAUUACCAUUUUGAAGGGUCACACUAAGAAAGUGACAUCAGUCAUUUUUCAUCCAGAAGAGGACACUGUUAUCACAGCAUCACCCGAUAGCCUUAUCAGAAUUUGGCAUGUUCCAACAUCACAGACAGUGCUGGCAAUUAAAGCCCAUGAAGGUGCUGUUACUGGUUUGAGUCUACAUGCUACUGGUGAUUACCUUUUGAGUACUUCCACUGAUGAACACUGGGCAUUUUCUGAUCUGCGUACUGGCAGAGUUUUGACUAAAGUUGGCGAUACAACGGCAAGUCAGCAUUCUUUGACUACUGCUCAGUUUCACCCUGAUGGAUUGAUUUUUGGAACUGGAACUUCAGAUUCUAUUAUAAAAAUUUGGGAUUUAAAGGAGAGAACAAACGUUGCAAACUUCCCUGGUCAUUCUGGCCCCAUAUCUGCAAUAGCAUUUUCUGAAAAUGGUUACUAUUUAGCCACAUCAGCAGAUGAUUCUGUUGUCAAACUUUGGGAUUUGCGAAAAUUGAAAAACUUCAAAUCAUUGACAUUAGAUGAAAGCUAUGAAGUGAAAUCAUUAUGUUUUGAUCAAAGUGGUACAUACCUUGCAGUGGCUGGAACAGACAUUAGGUAAUUUAUUUUUUUCUUAAUUUUUUUCCUUCACUUGAAUUCUAAAAAUCUGAGUUUUUACUAUUAUGUGGUUAAAUCAAAUUGGAUU